AUGUGGACGGACGGUACCGGUGAUGAAAUCAUUGAGCUUUCCACGGAGAACUUGCAGCCCGCACAAGAUAUGUCGGCCGCCCAACGCCUCCUCAGCAGCAAGUCCUCUGUCGUCCUCCUCGCGUCCGUCGCGGUCCUCUUCUCUGGAGUCCUGCCCUUCAUAGCGUUCAGAGCUGCGCUCAUUAACAGCAGGGCCGCUCUGAUGCCGACCAUCAUCAAGCCUGCCGAAGAAAUCAGCGACGUGAUUCACCACCAACUACACGCUCGUCCAACGUUCAAUGAGUCAGUAAGGCAUCCAAAGGAUUCAUCGAGACUAGUUCCAACGAAAACCACAGGAAGAGCGAGGGCAGCUCAACUCCACUGGAACACGAUUGUGCAGCCUACUGUCAGGGUUGACAAAGAACCGCCCCAGUUAACUCAGGAUUCAAAACCAUGUAGUAGUGCAGCUUGCAAGAGGGAGGCGCUCAACCUGUCACGCCAGCUGGACGACUCUGUGUCUCCCUGCGACGAUUUCUACCAAUACGUUUGUGGGAAAUGGUCUCGGGGUAUAACCGUUCCCGAAGGGUCCGCGAAGGUGUCCGUGGACACGCUUACUCAAGACGUUGUCACCAAGCUCGUAGACGGAGCGUUCCGGCGUUACUUGGAAGACAUCGAACACGUUGCAGAUUUGUACAACGAGUGUCGCUAUCACAGGUCCGGAGACGCUGAAAAGCAGCUCUUUGAUCGGUUUGUUCGCCAGCUGGGGAACGUUAGCUGGUUCCUUAACAUCAAGACGAUGGUCAGCGGACUGCGAAAAUCGGUCUGGCCUAUGUUCGCGACCGUCGAAGACUCCAAGCUAUCUUCUAGCAUCGGCAUCUUCUACAGGUUGAUAAACGAACCAGCUUUGUUUUCCAUCAGGCCGACCGUCGAUGUCGACUUUCCUAACGAGACGCUCAUUGCUAUAGGACUCCCGAGACUGGUCAUAGGUUCCUUCUUAGGGGACAACGAUAAAGAAAAUUACAGCUAUGUGUCGCAAGCUAUGAAGAUAAUUCUGCAAGAUAGCAACUUAACGCAGGGACUGGAGGUCAACGUUCUCAACGUAGAACGUGGCCUCGCGCGAGCCAUCGUGAACAGUCCACCCGAAGUGCCUCGCAUUGUACAGGUUGAAGAUCUUCCCAGCCCGGGCAAGCUCAGGUGGAACCUGCUGUUCAAAGCCAUGCUGGCAGAUGAAGAAACAGAUUUUUCUUCCUUGUACGUCAUGGUCGAUUCCAUGCGUUACCUCAAUGCCCUCCAGUACGUACUCCAGGAGUUACAAGAUGUUGAAAUACUGUCGUACCUAGGAUUCCGGACAAAGCUCGCGCUGGCACCGUUACUCCCCCGGAACCGGUCUCUUGACUUUCUCGGUGCCCUUUCGGUAUCCAGGUACCCCGAAUGGCAUCCGCCACUCCGCCAGGAACACUACUGCGUUCGCUUCUUCGAAAAGCUCGAACCGGUCAUCUCUCUGUACUCCGCUCGAGACGACAUCGCGGCAGCCCUGCGUCACCUCAACACAAAGCGGUUCGUGAGGAUUGUCAAGCAGCAGCUUCUCAAACAUAUAGCCAUAACAUUCCCCAAUCCAUUCAAGGCUUACAUCAUCGGGGUCCUUAGACGCGCCAGAUGGACGUCGCUGAUACCGCAGUGGGUACUUCGCGAAACAUCGCGAAGAAAGUACCUCGGCUACUACUACACGCAAAAUCCGAGAGUUCCGGUUCACGAACAGUUUGCUCGGCUCAUCAAACGGAAAAACUUUAACGAGUACGGACGCUACCUGACCGGGAUCUUCGUCGACGCGCCCUGGAUCGGCGGCCUCCUGAAGACUGUUGCCGCCGUCAAUUCGGACAGAGUCGACGUCCCGCCGGCAGCCUUCGAUUUUUUCCGAGCUGAUGCGGAUGACAGUACACUUCUGCCACUCCAGAUGUCCCGAAUUGCCCCGCGAAUCGCUGCCAGCGUGUACGAGUUCGUCUACAAAGAGUCUCUGAACUUCCUGUACCACACCGGGCACAGGAGGUCUUGGCUUUUUCUGGACGAGGCCAGAACGUGCCUGACGAAUCAGUUCCGGGACUUGCAAGACGAGCAUGUCAACAUGUCGCUUAGGUCGGGAGCGAUGGGCGGGGACCUUCUCGCGCAUGCGCUGUCGGUGGUUCCGGCAUUCAAGGCCUUCAUGUCUGGUCUCGAGGAGGGAGACGUCUAUCUGCGAGGGAUGGCAGCGUUCUCCUCGGAGAAAAUGCAUUUUGUGUACCACGCGCUGAAUUACUGCGAACUGAACGACGACGUGUUUUUGGACAGACUUCUGCAAUCCGGGGCCGAGGCCCCGGCUUGGCACAAGGUCAACGCAGCGCUGAGAAAUUCCGAUCUCUUCUCAGACGUGUUUAAUUGUUCCGAAGGAACGUUUAUGAACCCAAUUGACAAGUGUUCCUUUACUUUUCAAUAA
Ixodes scapularis (black-legged tick) is the source of this 2448-nucleotide messenger RNA. RefSeq names its product neprilysin-1-like. Gene Ontology annotation, cellular component: plasma membrane. Gene Ontology annotation, biological process: protein processing. The transcript has 2 exons. The coding region runs from base 1 to 2448 and encodes 815 amino acids. Gene Ontology annotation, molecular function: metalloendopeptidase activity. The record is from RefSeq and is a predicted model, not a curated record. Lineage: Eukaryota; Metazoa; Arthropoda; Arachnida; Ixodida; Ixodidae.